Molecule: messenger RNA, 4717 nt
Organism: Manis javanica (Malayan pangolin)
Lineage: Eukaryota; Metazoa; Chordata; Mammalia; Pholidota; Manidae
Source: RefSeq, a predicted model, not a curated record
CUUUCUUUCCCUCCGGUGGUCCAGCUUUCUCAGGUUUGCUCUUUAUUUUCUCGGUUUCCUGUUCCGGAAGCGCGGGUGGCGCUACUGUCUUGGUGGCUGUAGUAUAAGCCUGGAUUUGCUCUGACAGCGACCUCGCGGCAGGAGAGCCUUUUGAUGCUCUGCCAGGGUCGGUGAAGGAUUCAGAAAUGACUAAUAAUCAGCCCAUGUCAUCAAGGAGCUAAUAAUCUAGUGGAGGAAUUAGACAUGUGCACACAUGACUAUAAUAUGAGACAGUCUCCGAGCUUAUGUUCUCUGUGGAAGAUGUGAUAUAUUCAGACAGUACAUCAUGAUGCAAGGCAAUACAUGUCAUAGAAUGUCAUUCCACCCAGGACGAGGAUGUCCCCGAGGGCGUGGAGGACAUGGAGCCCGACCCUCAGCUCCAGCCUUUAGACCUCAAAAUCUGAGACUACUUCACCCUCAGCAGCCUCCUGUGCAAUACCAAUAUGAACCUCCGAGUGCCCCUUCCACCACAUUCUCGAACUCUCCAGCCCCCAAUUUUCUGCCUCCGCGACCAGACUUUGUACCCUUCCCUCCACCCAUGCCUCCUUCAGCACAAGGCCCUCUUCCCCCUUGCCCAAUCCGGCCCCCCUUCCCCAACCACCAGAUGAGGCCCCCCUUCCCAGUGCCUCCCUGUUUUCCUCCCAUGCCACCUCCAAUGCCCUGUCCUAAUAACCCCCCAGUCCCUGGAGCACCUCCUGGACAAGGCACUUUCCCCUUCAUGAUGCCCCCUCCUUCCAUGCCGCACCCCCCACCCCCUCCAGUCAUGCCACAGCAGGUCAAUUAUCAGUACCCUCCCGGAUACUCACACCACAAUUUCCCACCUCCCAAUUUUAAUAGCUUCCAGAACAGCCCUAGUUCUUUCCCACCCAGUGUGAAUAACAGCAGUAGUCCUCAUUUUAGGCAUCUCCCCCCUUACCCGCUCCCAAAGGCUCCCAGUGAGAGAAGGUCCCCAGAAAGACUCAAGCACUACGAUGAUCACAGGCACCGGGAUCAUAGUCAUGGGCGAGGCGAGCGGCAUCGGUCCCUGGACCGGCGGGAGCGAGGCCGAAGUCCUGAUAGGAGAAGACAAGAUAGCCGCUACCGAUCAGAUUACGACCGAGGGAGGACACUGUCCCGCCACCGGAGCUAUGAGCGGAGCAGAGAGCGGGAACGGGAGAGACACAGGCACCGGGACUGCCGAAGAUCACCAUCUCUGGAAAGGUCCUACAAAAAAGAGUAUAAGAGAUCUGGAAGGACUUAUGGUUUGCCAAUUGUUCCUGAACCUGCUGGAUGCACACCAGAAUUACCUGGGGAGAUUACUAAAAAUACAGAUUCCUGGGCCCCGCCCCUGGAGACUGUGAAUCAUCGCUCCCCAAGUAGGGAGAAGAAGAGAGCUCGCUGGGAGGAAGAAAAAGACAGAUGGAAUGACAGCCAGAGCUCCUGCAAAGAGAAAAAUUAUACGUCCAUCAAGGAAAAAGAGCUGGAGGAGGCGUCUCCUGACAAAAAUGAGGAGGAGGAAGAAGAACUUCUCAAGCCUGUGUGGAUUCGAUGUACCCACUCAGAAAACUACUACUCCAGUGACCCCAUGGAUCAGGUGGGAGAUUCUACUGUAGUUGGAACAAGUAGACUCCGUGACUUGUAUGACAAAUUUGAGGAAGAGCUGGGGAGCAGGCAAGAGAAGGCCAAAGCUGCGAGACCUCCGUGGGAGCCUCCCAAGACAAAGCUAGAUGAAGAUUUAGAGAGUUCCAGUGAAUCUGAGUGUGAAUCUGAUGAGGACAGCACGUGUUCAAGCAGUACAGACUCAGAAGUGUUUGACGUCAUUGCAGAGAUCAAACGCAAAAAGGCCCAUCCUGACCGCCUUCACGAUGAACUUUGGUACAAUGACCCAGGCCAGAUGAAUGAUGGACCCCUCUGCAAAUGCAGCGCAAAAGCGAGACGCACGGGAAUCAGGCACAGCAUUUAUCCCGGAGAGGAGGCCAUCAAGCCCUGCCGUCCCAUGACCAACAACGCCGGCAGACUUUUCCAUUACCGAAUCACAGUUUCCCCUCCUACAAACUUUUUACAUGUGUACCGCGUGAGCCUGCAGGAAGGUAUUGCAGAACCCAACCUCUUGUUUUUGUUAUUUCAGAUUCCACUGUGUAAAGUAAUUAGGUUCAACAUUGACUACACCAUUCAUUUCAUUGAAGAGAUGAUGCCUGAGAAUUUUUGUGUGAAAGGACUUGAACUCUUUUCAUUAUUCCUAUUCAGAGAUAUUUUGGAAUUGUAUGACUGGAAUCUUAAAGGUCCUCUGUUUGAAGACAGUCCUCCCUGCUGCCCAAGAUUUCAUUUUAUGCCACGUUUUGUAAGAUUUCUUCCAGAUGGAGGAAAGGAAGUGCUGUCCAUGCACCAGAUUCUCCUCUACUUAUUACGGUGCAGCAAAGCCCUGGUUCCUGAAGAGGAGAUUGCCAAUAUGCUUCAGUGGGAAGAACUUGAGUGGCAGAAAUAUGCCGAAGAAUGCAAAGGCAUGAUCGUCACCAAUCCUGGAACGAAACCCAGCUCUGUCCGCAUCGAUCAACUGGAUCGUGAACAGUUCAACCCUGAUGUGAUUACUUUUCCGAUUAUUGUCCACUUUGGGAUACGCCCUGCACAGUUGAGUUAUGCAGGAGACCCACAGUACCAGAAACUGUGGAAGAGUUAUGUGAAACUUCGCCACCUCCUAGCAAAUAGCCCCAAAGUCAAACAAACUGACAAACAGAAGCUGGCCCAGAGAGAGGAAGCGCUCCAAAAAAUACGACAGAAGAAUACAAUGAGGCGAGAAGUAACAGUGGAGCUAAGCAGCCAAGGAUUCUGGAAAACCGGCAUCCGUUCUGAUGUCUGUCAGCAUGCGAUGAUGCUGCCUGUUUUGACCCAUCAUAUCCGUUACCACCAAUGCCUAAUGCAUCUGGACAAGUUGAUAGGAUAUACUUUCCAAGAUCGUUGUCUGUUACAGCUGGCCAUGACUCACCCGAGUCAUCACUUAAAUUUUGGAAUGAAUCCUGAUCAUGCCAGGAAUUCUUUAUCUAAUUGUGGAAUUCGGCAGCCCAAAUAUGGAGAUAGAAAAGUUCAUCACAUGCACAUGCGGAAAAAAGGAAUUAACACCUUAAUAAAUAUUAUGUCACGCCUUGGCCAAGAUGACCCAACUCCCUCAAGGAUUAAUCACAACGAACGGUUGGAGUUCCUGGGGGAUGCUGUUGUUGAAUUUCUGACCAGUGUCCAUUUGUACUAUUUGUUUCCUAGUCUGGAAGAAGGAGGAUUAGCAACCUACCGAACCGCCAUCGUUCAGAAUCAACACCUUGCCAUGCUAGCAAAGAAACUUGAAUUGGAUCGAUUUAUGCUUUAUGCUCAUGGACCUGACCUUUGUAGAGAAUCAGAUCUUCGACAUGCAAUGGCUAAUUGUUUUGAAGCAUUAAUAGGAGCUGUGUACUUGGAGGGAAGCCUGGAGGAAGCCAAACAGUUAUUUGGACGCUUGCUCUUUAAUGAUCUGGAUCUGCGUGAAGUCUGGCUCAAUUAUCCUCUACAUCCACUCCAACUACAAGAGCCAAAUACUGAUCGACAGCUUAUUGAGACUUCUCCAGUUCUGCAGAAACUUACUGAGUUUGAGGAAGCAAUUGGAGUAAUUUUUACUCAUGUUAGACUUCUGGCAAGAGCAUUCACAUUGAGAACUGUGGGAUUUAACCAUCUGACCCUAGGCCACAAUCAGAGGAUGGAAUUCCUAGGUGACUCCAUAAUGCAACUGGUAGCCACAGAAUACUUAUUUAUUCACUUCCCAGAUCAUCAUGAAGGACACUUAACUCUAUUACGAAGCUCCUUGGUAAAUAAUAGAACUCAGGCCAAGGUAGCGGAGGAGCUGGGCAUGCAGGAAUAUGCCAUCACCAAUGACAAGACCAAGAGGCCCGUGGCCCUGAGGACCAAGACUUUGGCAGACCUUUUGGAAUCAUUCAUUGCAGCACUGUACAUCGAUAAGGAUUUGGAAUAUGUUCAUACUUUCAUGAAUGUUUGUUUCUUUCCACGAUUAAAAGAGUUCAUUUUGAAUCAGGAUUGGAAUGAUCCCAAGUCCCAGCUUCAGCAGUGUUGUUUGACACUUAGGACAGAAGGAAAAGAACCAGAUAUUCCUCUGUACAAGACUCUGCAGACAGUGGGGCCAUCCCAUGCUAGAACCUACACUGUGGCUGUUUACUUCAAGGGAGAAAGAAUAGGCUGUGGGAAAGGACCGAGUAUUCAGCAAGCAGAAAUGGGAGCGGCAAUGGAUGCACUUGAAAAAUAUAACUUUCCCCAGAUGGCCCAUCAGAAGCGGUUCAUUGAACGGAAAUACAGACAAGAGUUAAAAGAAAUGAGGUGGGAAAGAGAGCAUCAAGAGAAAGAGCCAGAUGAGACUGAAGACAUAAAGAAAUAAAGGAGGGCACGGAAGUGGUGGUGUAUUUACUUGCUUAAUAACUGUGACUGUUGCCCAUUGAGACCUAGCCUAGUUUUCCUGCAGACAGUGAAUGAAGUGUGCCCAUUGAAAUAAAACACAAAGUCAAAUCACUAUUGUUGUUUUACUGAUGUAAUACGCUGUUUUUAGCUGGGUAGUCUUUAUUACCAAGUAUUUGGUUUCUCUUCUAUUUAAUGGAAAACUUCACUUUGGUAGAUGUGCAUAUUCCCUUUUAUUUUGUUCUUUAAACAAUAAAAUUCAAAAAGCAUA